Ostreobium quekettii is the source of this 408-nucleotide messenger RNA. Lineage: Eukaryota; Viridiplantae; Chlorophyta; Ulvophyceae; Bryopsidales; Ostreobiaceae. The record is from the annotation of a GenBank genome assembly.
AUGCACUAUUCCACGUUGUUGUAUGACAACCCUUUGGCAGAUUCAGGUUUGGCACCAGACCUCGGAGUCUCCACACCUCGGAGACGAGUUGCUGCCGGCCGCUGCCACGGCUGGGAUGUGUGCCUCCAGAUCAUUAUCCUCGAAGCCGCUUGGGCAUUUUCAUUAUUCUCUUGGAAGCAAGACCUGAUUUUUAUCUCUUUCUCCUGCAACACUCAUCUGCCCCGGAAUUAUGUCGAGGGGCUCGUAGACGGCCGAAUGCAAGUCGAUUUGGCCCGUAUGCUGGGCAACCUAUCUGCAAACGUCGACCCGAAUGUCAAUCCUGGUGCUGGAAUAAAUCGGUCAGUCGAUUGCCAGUUUGGCAGAGGCCUUGGAGUUUCAGAAGGCACAGCAAGGUGCCCUCUACAAUGA